CCCAGCUGGUGCAGCAGUUGUGCCCUCUUCCCAAAGCUCAGAUCCUUCCCUAUAAUGAGUGUAUGUUUACUGCAUUUGUGGCUACAUGCAGUCAAGUUAAUCACAUUGGAAUAGUAGAAGUACGUACGAGUCAGUGCGCUGCGCCUAGCUGGGUUACAGAAUUAUUCUCUUGGCGAAUGCAGCAGGGUGUGCGUAUGCAUGCUCUGAAAAGCCAAUCAGGUGAAAGGCAUUCUGGUGAAGGAUGGUGCAUUAUGACGGCAAUUGUGGCUACAUGCAGUCAAUCUUACCCAAGCGUCAGUAAGUGAAAGUCGGCUUACCGCAUUUAGCUGCUGUUCCAACUGCGACUUCUUUGAGUGAAUGGGACAUGAAUGUAUCAUGACUGCGAUUGUGGCUACACGCAGUCAAAUCUAAUCCCAGUGUCGGUAACUAUCAGUCGGCAUGCCCCACAUUCAGCUGCUGCGGCAACCGGCUUCUUUGAGCGAAUGCAGCAUGAAUCUACAAGGAUUGCAGUUGUGGCUGCAUCCAGUGAAAUCUAAUCCCAGUGUCACUAAGUAUCAGUCGGCAUGCUGCAUUCAGCUGCUGCAUGAACCAGCUUCUUUGAGCGAGUGCUGCAUGGGUCAUCGGUCAAUGACGUAUUAUGACCGCAGUCAAUGUAAUCCCAUGUGCAUGCUUUCCAGACGCGAGGAUAGUCAGCUGAUAGAAGACCUCUUGCUGAAGGUAUUUCGGACGAGGGUCCCAGUGAAUGUAAUCCCAUGUGCACGCUUUCCAGAGGCAACGAUCGUCAGCUGAUGGAAGAUGUCUUGUUGAAGGCAUUUCUGACGAGUGUCCCUGUAGACGCCCGAGUCCUUUCCUGAAGAAGCAGCCCCCCAAAGGAUGUGAGAAAUGACUUCGUCUCCCAAGGCUGAAUGACUGGGCAAGGCUCUGCAACAACCCCUGCCUUGAUCCCUAUUAUUUAAUCUCUCCGCCUUCCUCUCUCACACUGUUAGGGGUAAGGCAGGGAGCUGUGGAAACAGCUUGGCGACAAGCUGGCGAACCGCGUAGGCAACAAAGAUCGUCCUUGAAGAAGUCGCUGGUGGUUCGCAGUGGAUGGGAGUGCACUCUACUCUGUGGAGCAGUUGCCUGGUCGGCGAAUAGGCAAAAUGAUGAGCAUUUGUUGAGAGGCCUCCCCAAGCAGGAACGUUACCGACGAGUCAAGGCAGAUCAUCUCAGGGUUGCCUUGUGGUGGUACUGUUGGGGAGGGAGUAGCGAUAGCUGUUAUUCUAAGUAUCGUGUGUGCUUGUUUAUCCACCAGUGAGUAGAUGGCCUAGAGGGAUGUUUGAUUGCUGUGCAGGCAUUUGAGAGGAAUGGUGAAACGACUCGUAUGUGUUUGUUUUCUCACCACAUCUCGGGGUGAUGUUGUGGCUCAACACUUGGCAACGACGUGCUGAACCGGUCUGAGAAAAGCGAUGGGAGCAAAGGAACUACAAAUGGUCUGCGGCAGCGUGGCUGCUGACGGAGCAGAGAUAGCAAGAAGCUUAAUUCGACUGUUUGAGGAUAAGGCACGUCUUUGGUGAAACGACUCGUAUGUGUUCAUUUGUUGAGCUGCUACCAUCGUUCCCUGAUGAUAAUGCAGUGUCAUUAGAGCUGUAUAUAGAUAGACAUGGCCGACUCCCUGAGCUCCAAAGCCCACAAUGGCCCAUAUCCUAUGGCGAGGUAUGGUUAGGGCGUACUCAAGCUACUUCUAUCGUAAAUGUAUCUGACCACGUUUACAGCCAGACCUGGAUGCAUUUGAUGGCAAUCACGUCCAUAAAACAAGUAAAGAAGUCCUAGUUCGAGUAUGCCCUCUAGCAAUGAGAUCAUUUUCUUUCAGUCAAUGAUAUAUCGAGGAUUACUAUAACAUUUACAUGUAGCGGAAAUCCUGUUUAUGGUUGCCGUUCGUUUGUAGCGAUGAGCAUAGCAUGACAAAGGCUAUACCGAUUUACAAGUAGCGACGAUCCUACUUAUGGUUGCACUUUGUUCAUAGUGAUGAACAUGACAGUACAUGUGAUUGCUUGUGGAAAAGGCGAUCGACUGGCGUGGAACUUUGCUGAACUGACUUGACUCCGAUCGGUGGUCUUGUAGUCUCCCAAUCUCUUCCUGGAAUUGUUGCAGGCAGGAGUUUAUGGAUAGUUCAUUUAUUUAUAUAAACUUAUAAAGCCAAUAUUAGUUCUGAAGGGUCUCAAAAGAGUGUGUGAGGCUGGAAACUGACAAAACAGGUCUGUCCUGGAGAUGUUAGUGUUCCGCCCCAAGUAUGCAAGUUCUGUCCCAGGCAUGGCAGUUCUGCACCGGAUAUGGUGGUCCCGGGAGGGACAUGGUGGGUGCGGCCGGGUAAGUGGUGGUCCAAACAGUGUGCAGAUCCUGUGGCUCCUCGGAAGCAAUUGUGGGCAGUUCAGGACGGUGUGGACCUCCGGUAUCAAUUCCUGAUGCGCAGGGCCCGAACGGUUUGGGACUGUGGUCUAUGCUUGGAGUUUGAACCAAUGGUCCAGGCCACUGCAUUGACUUCAUACGGGUGGCUGCAUGGCUGCCGUCAGCUUGUGUCGCGACAUGUUGGGUUAAGUCCAACGACAAUCGGAACCCUCGUUUUGAACGCGGUCUAUGUUUGGAGUUUGAACCAAGC
Chara braunii is the source of this 2635-nucleotide messenger RNA. The record is from the annotation of a GenBank genome assembly. Lineage: Eukaryota; Viridiplantae; Streptophyta; Charophyceae; Charales; Characeae.